UCGGCCGGCCGCGCGCAUGCGUCCUGCCUGCCGAACGGAUAGCAUGGCGGGGCCCGCGCCGGGCGCCGCCAUGGCGGAAGAUUACUUCGGGAAUGCGGCCGAGUGGGGCGAGGAGGCGGAAGGCGGCCAGCAGCAGGAAGACGAUGCCGGAGAAUGCGAGGAUGACGCGGAGGUACAGCAGGAGUGCCUGCAUAAGUUUUCCACCCGGGACUAUAUCAUGGAGCCCUCCAUCUUCAACACUCUGAAGAGGUAUUUUCAAGCAGGAGGGUCUCCAGAGAAUGUUAUCCAGCUCUUAUCCGAGAACUACACUGCUGUUGCCCAGACCGUGAACCUGCUGGCCGAAUGGCUCAUCCAAACAGGCGUUGAGCCGGUGCAGGUUCAGGAGACUGUGGAAAACCAUUUGAAGAGUUUACUGAUCAAACAUUUUGAUCCCCGCAAAGCAGAUUCCAUUUUCACUGAAGAGGGAGAGACCCCAGCUUGGCUUGAGCAGAUGAUCGCACAUACCACGUGGAGAGAUCUGUUCUACAAGCUGGCCGAAGCCCAUCCUGACUGUUUGAUGCUGAACUUCACUGUGAAGUUGAUUUCUGAUGCAGGGUACCAAGGAGAAAUCACCAGCGUGUCCACGGCGUGCCAGCAGUUGGAGGUGUUUUCUCGAGUUCUGCGCACCUCACUAGCCACGAUCUUGGACGGAGGAGAAGAGAACCUUGAGAAGAACCUCCCUGAGUUUGCUAAGAUGGCCUGCCACGGAGAGCACACGUACCUGUUUGCACAGGCCAUGAUGUCCGUGCUGGCGCAGGAGGAGCAGGGCGGCUCCGCCGUGCGCAGGGUUGCGCAGGAAGUACAGCGCUUCGCCCAGGAGAAAGGCCACGAUGCCAGUCAGAUCACACUGGCCUUGGGCACGGCCGCCUCCUACCCCCGGGCCUGCCAGGCCCUUGGGGCCAUGCUGUCUAAAGGAGCCCUGAAUCCUGCAGACAUCACGGUCCUGUUCAAGAUGUUCACCAGCAUGGACCCUCCUCCUGUGGAACUGAUCCGCGUGCCGGCCUUCCUGGACCUGUUCAUGCAGUCGCUGUUCAAGCCCGGGGCCAGGAUCAACCAGGACCACAAGCACAAGUACAUCCACAUCCUGGCUUACGCAGCGAGCGUGGUUGAGACCUGGAAGAAGAACAAGCGCGUGAGCAUCAAUAAAGAUGAGCUGAAGUCGACGUCCAAGGCCGUGGAGACGGUCCACAACCUGUGCUGCAAUGAGAACAAAGGGGCCUCGGAGCUGGUGGCCGAGCUGAGCACCCUGUACCAGUGCAUCAGAUUUCCCGUGGUAGCAAUGGGGGUGCUGAAAUGGGUGGACUGGACCGUCUCAGAACCCCGGUACUUCCAGCUCCAGACUGACCAUACUCCGGUCCACCUGGCCCUGCUGGACGAGAUCAGCACCUGCCACCAGCUCCUGCACCCCCAGGUCCUGCAGCUGCUCGUCAAGCUCUUUGAGACGGAGCACUCCCAGCUGGACGUGAUGGAGCAGCUGGAGCUGAAGAAGACCCUGCUGGACAGGAUGGUCCACCUGCUGAGUCGCGGCUACGUCCUCCCCGUGGUCAGCUACAUCCGCAAGUGUCUGGAGAAGCUGGACACCGACAUUUCCCUCAUUCGCUACUUUGUCACCGAGGUGCUGGAUGUCAUCGCCCCUCCGUACACCUCUGACUUCGUGCAGCUCUUCCUCCCCAUCCUGGAGAACGACAGCAUCGCGGGCACCAUCAAAACCGAAGGGGAGCACGAUCCCGUGACGGAGUUCAUCGCCCACUGCAAGUCUAACUUCAUCAUGGUAAACUGAGUCCCGGGUCCCGCCCGAGCCGACGCGGAGCCCCGCAGGCCCCGCGCAGCUGUGAAGGGGCCUUUUCUGAAAGCAGCUCUCGAGAGGCGUGGGGACCCCGCUGUUCCGCACCGGCCCCCCUGUGUCCUGUGUCAGUCGGUCUCUGCCCUGCGUCCAGCAGCCGCCUCCCCCUGCACAGAGCCGGCCAGGGUCCUUGGGCGUCCCGGGGUGGCGGGAAUUCUCAUAGGAAACACGGGUUAGUGGGUGUUCACUCCGGUCCUUACACUUGCUA
Perognathus longimembris pacificus (Pacific pocket mouse) is the source of this 2090-nucleotide messenger RNA. It is a transcript of the gene Nelfcd, whose product is annotated as negative elongation factor complex member C/D. Gene Ontology annotation, molecular function: RNA binding. The record is from RefSeq and is a predicted model, not a curated record. Gene Ontology annotation, cellular component: NELF complex; nucleus. Lineage: Eukaryota; Metazoa; Chordata; Mammalia; Rodentia; Heteromyidae. Gene Ontology annotation, biological process: negative regulation of transcription elongation by RNA polymerase II.